GUAGCAAUUUUUCUGGCAUUUAGGUUUUGCUGUCCCAGCAUUGACUGCGUAGUGGUGACGUAUGACGAUGUCAGCGGUUGCGGAAACGAAGUGGAAGCUGGUGAUAGGGGUUCAGUAACUGUACAGCUACCUCGCAUGACUCAAGAACCGGGUUUUGUUGUUUUGUACAAGCUUCAGUGGUGCACCUGCGUUUUCACACAGUCUGGUUGAGAAGUUAUUUAUCAUGUCGCUUUUUCAGUCGGCAUUGGAUUUUUUGUCAGGUCCUGGAUCACUGGGGGCAGCAAGCCGGGAUCAGAAUGACUUCGUGGGCCAGACGGUGGAGAUGGGGGAUAUGAAACUGCGGAUCAAGCGGGUUAUUGCAGAAGGUGGCUUUGCAUUCGUCUAUGAAGCUCAGGAUCUUGGUAGUAGCAAAGAUUAUGCUUUAAAGAGACUACUUUCUAAUGAAGAAGAAAAAAACAAGGCAAUCAUACAGGAAGUUUGUUUUAUGAAAAAACUUUCAGGUCAUCCGAAUAUUGUCCAGUUCUCUUCUGCUGCUUCUAUAGGAAAGGAAGAGUCUGACACUGGCCAAGCAGAGUACCUGCUUUUGACAGAACUUUGUAAAGGCCAACUGGUAGAUUUUAUGAAGAAAGCUGAACUAAAAGGUGAUUUGUCUUGUGAUACUGUACUUAAAAUUUUUUACCAGACUUGCAGAGCAGUACAGCAUAUGCACAAACAGAAACCACCUAUUAUUCAUCGAGACUUGAAAAUAGAGAAUUUGUUGAUUAGUAAUCAAGGAACCAUUAAACUGUGCGAUUUUGGCAGUGCCACAACAGUAACACAUUACCCAGAUUACAGCUGGUCGGCCCAAAAGAGGGCACUUGUAGAGGAGGAGAUCACAAGAAACACUACACCUAUGUACAGAACGCCGGAAAUGAUCGAUCUCUACUCAAAUUUCCCAAUCAAUGAGAAGCAAGACAUGUGGGCUCUAGGAUGCAUCUUGUAUCUGAUGUGCUUCAGACAACAUCCAUUUGAAGAUGGAGCUAAGCUUCGAAUAGUUAAUGGAAAAUACAGCAUUCCACAGAAUGAUAACAGAUAUACAGUUUUUCAUGAUUUGAUAGGUUCUUUGCUAAAGGUAAACCCAGAGGAAAGGCUAUUAAUUACUGAGCUGGUAAAUCAACUACAAGAAAUUGCUGCUGCCAGGAAUGUUAACCCUAAGUCUCCUGUCACAGAGCUCCUGGAACAGAACGGCGGUUAUGGAAACAAUGCUCAACCCAGGCAAUUUGUGAAUGCAGCUCCCCAAGGCAUGAACAAUUUGUAUAAUGCAGGCCUUUCAUCGACCACAGAUGGUGACCAGGCAUACAGUGGAGGCUUUCUUGAUAUCCUUAAAGGAGGAACUGAACGUUUUCUGAGUAACAUUAAGGAUACCUCCUCUAAAGUAAUACAGUCUGUAGCCAAUUAUGCAAAGGGAGAUUUGGACAUAUCCUACAUCACUUCAAGAAUAGCUGUAAUGUCCUUUCCUGCUGAAGGAGUUGAAUCUGCAAUCAAAAACAACAUAGAAGAUGUGAGGUUGUUUCUAGAUUCUCGUCACCCUGGGCACUAUGCAGUAUAUAACUUAUCACAAAGAACGUACAGAGCUACCAGGUUUCAUAACAGGGUAUCUGAAUGUGGCUGGCAAGCAAGACGUGCACCUAAUCUUCAGAACCUUUAUAGCAUCUGUAAAAAUAUGCAUCUGUGGUUAAAGCAGGACCAGAAAAACAUUUGUGUUGUACACUGUCUUGAUGGUCGAGCUGCAUCUGCUGUUGUUGUCUGUUCGUUCCUCUGUUUUUGUCGAUUGUUUACCACAGCUGAAGCUGCUGUUUACAUGUUUAGCAUGAAACGAUGUCCACCUGGCAUAUGGCCUUCACAUAAAAGGUACAUAGAGUAUAUGUGUGAUAUGAUGGCAGAAGAGCCCAUAAUUCCCCACUGCAAGCAAAUACUUAUUAAGUCUGUUGUCCUAACUCCAGUUCCCCUUUUCAACAAACAGCGUAAUGGUUGUCGCCCUUUCUGUGAAGUGUAUGUGGGGGAUGACAGAGUAGCAACUACGUCACAGGAAUAUGACAGAAUGAGGGAUUUCAAAAUUGAAGAUGGAAAAGCAGUGAUUCCUUUGGGAAUAACAGUUCAAGGUGACGUCUUACUUGUAAUCUACCAUGCAAGAGCCACUUUAGGAGGAAGACUGCAAGCAAAGAUGGCAUCAAUGAAGAUGUUCCAAAUUCAGUUCCAUACAGGAUUUGUACCGCGAAAUGCUACAACUGUCAAAUUCGCAAAAUAUGAUCUGGAUGCAUGUGAUAUCCAAGAGAAGUAUCCAGAUUUAUUCCAGGUUAACCUGGAGGUAGAAGUUGAAUCAAGAGACAAGUCUACUAACAAGACCCCACCAUGGGAAAACCUGAACAUCAAGGGGCUGAAUCCGAAGAUCCUCUUCUCCAGCCGUGAAGAACAGCAAGAGAUUUUAUCUAAGUUUGGUAAACCAGAACUGCCAAGGCAACCUGGGUCAACGGCCCAGUAUGAAGCUGAAUCCUCCAGGAUGGACCACAUGCAGGAUCAUACAAGUGCCAGUCCAGAAUCCCCUCAGACUAGUGAUGCAAGUAAUAACAACUUCUUUCACACACUUGAAUGGCAAGAAAAAAACACAGAAGCUGAAUCUGUGAAUCACAUAGCCAAAGAAGAUUGUUCCGGUCUGAUGGAUGAUAGGGAUGACAGUGAACCCUCAGAUGAUGAUUUUGCAGACUUUUCCAGUGAGCGCAGUACAGUAAAAAGAGAAAGUUCAGAAAUUCCAGUUAAUGCAGACCAAGAGAACUCUCCAGAUUUGUUCUUUAAAGCAGAUUUUGGGACACCUGUUUCUCAACCCACAGAAGAAAGACAGGAAGAAUGUGCUGACUUGUUAGGUCUCGACUCCAGUGACCAGUCACAGCAGGUCUCUUCCAGUACAGGAAUGAAGGCUUCUUCUAGCAAUGCAGACCUGUUGAACGAUCUGUUUAAUGAGGGCACUUCACAAGUUUCCGAGGACAUAGCAGCUGGAGACUUACUUGGAGGAGGAGAGAAUGAGUUUUUCUUUAAUACUACCUCCAAUCUUAAUGGAAAUUCAGAAAGUGUUCAGUCAGCUGCAUCUACAUCUGGCGAUCCUUUUGAUCCUUUUGCAACGUCAGCAGCAUCAGGGAGUAAUUCACAGUCUGGCCCAGAUCUCUUUGGGAGUUUUAUGAAUACAAAUCCUACACCUGUAACCACUGCUUCAACUUCGGUAAACAGCCCCCCUCCUCCAUCUUCCAGUUCUGAUGUCUUCAAACUUGCCAGUACGUCAUCGGGCCUUCAUAAAAUGACUUCUUCAGCUAGUCAGCCUGACCUUUUGAGUGGCUGGGAUUCUUGGUCUUCUUCAAACACUAGUUCCACUCCACCACUUCAUACCAGAAAAACAACUCCUGAUGGCUCUGCUACUUCAAUGGAUCCCUCAUCAGCUACUCAAUCAAACACAUCCUUCAGCCAUUCAAAGUCUCAGAGAUUUGACCCAUUUGCUGAUCUUGGAAAUCUUGGUUCUACACUUCAGGGUUCAGCAAGUGGUGGAUUCAGUCAAAAAGGGACUCCAGCCAAUACUGGAUCAGGUCAGCGGCAGACAAACAGACCAGCAAAUGCCGGUAUGUCAUGGCAGCAGAAUCAGCCAAAGACACAACAGUCCAAACCCUCAGUUCAGGGAAAACCUAGCUAUAGUGUAAAUUCCAGUGUUAUUGGAGGAAGAGAAGAGAGAGGCAUUCGAGCACCUGGCUUUGGCCCUAAACCAAAGGUUUCUGAGGAUGACUUUCAGGACUUACUAUCACAGCAAGGCUUUUCUUCAAGACUGGAUAAAAAAGGACCAAAGACAAUUGCAGAAAUGCGAAAGCAAGAUCUAAUUAAAGAUAUGGAUCCCCAGAAGCUAAAGAUCCUAGAAUGGAUAGAGGGGAAAGAGAGGAAUAUAAGAGCACUAAUGUCCACUAUGCAUACAGUGUUGUGGGAAGGUGAAACUCGAUGGAAGCCAGUAAAUAUGUCAGAUCUUGUAACCUCAGACCACGUAAAGAAGUAUUAUAGAAAGGCAGUACUUGUGGUUCAUCCAGAUAAGGCUGCUGGACAACCGUACGAGCAGUAUGCCAAAAUGAUCUUCAUGGAGCUGAACGAUGCAUGGUCCGAAUUUGAAAACCAGGGAUCAAAGUCACUGUUUUAAAGCAGUUGCAUACUCCUGACAGAAAGUAACAGCUUUUUGACAUUGGUUGUUGUGAACAGCUUCUGUCUUACUCUUUAAGAACUAAAUACACCCAUUGUCUAGGUUAAAGAGUGGUGUUCAGGAGAGGAAAGUAAUUUAGAACAUCUUAGUUGGAUGUACUUGUGAGAUUGACAUUUCAGAAUGCCAUGUAGUAAUGCAGAUGCACACCGAGCAUUGCUACCAGACUACUACUCCAUAAAUUAGAAAUGUUCUGCAUUCCAUAUGUGAUGCUGCCUUGUGCAAAACAAACCAGAUUUCAGUUUUUAAGUGAUCAUGUUGCUUCCAAAUGGAUUAAAAUAUUAGUUAAUAAACUGGAGUUAUAUUUAUUGCUGCUUAUUAUACAACACUGUUACAAUACGCAAAAUAAUUCUAUAAAGGGAGGACUUCAGGUUUACAAAAAUCGUAACAGUACAUGGUAUUUUGCUGUAUUAAGCAAGAGCAGUGUGUUGGAGAAAAAAAUAUAUAUUUGUGUUAUUUAAUGAAAGUGGUUUUUACCUUUAAAUUGUUUGAUGCUUACUGAUCUCUCUUGCUUUUAGCUCAGUACUGAAACAGAAUUAUUUUGCGUCUGUGUUGCAUAUAGAGCUUUUAGCUCCUAUGCAGUGUAUUUGUAUGAUGUGAAUAAUGAGGAGAUUAAGGGUCCAAAUCAUAUGCACACUGUUUUGUAACAGAUGUGUACUUUGUAUUUGCUGCAUUAUUUGCAGAUACCAGUCUUUUUAUUCUUAAGAUGCUAAGCCUCAGUAUUCCAACCUGGGUUUUUCAGGGGAAGGUAUCCCUGUAUCUUUGGAACUGGGAAUCACAGUUGCACUGUCUUUUAUUUGGUGAUAUGAACUCAUUCCAGUAGGCCCAAACAAAAAAAAAAUGAAUGUAUUUCUGGACAUGCCAGAAACUGCAGCAUCCCUAGGUAAGACCAAUAUUCUAACUGACUUCUCUCCAAAACUGAGGGCAGACUUCUUGUGUUAUGCCUUAGAGUGUAAGUUACCUUUAAUUAGCUGUAUGUUAAAUUAUAACAAAUUGGUUUUAUUCCUGUAAACCCUAUGCUUCACUUCCUCGUCCUUCAGUUGGUUAUUUCAUAGAGAAAAGGAGAUGUAUAUUAAUAUAUUGCUUGAACAGUGAUAUUUACAGAAAGAUGUGUUUAAAUUAUUUUUUAAACUCUUUUGAGCAGCUGUUAUAUGUGCUAUGGGUUAUGUAUUAGCCCUUUAUUAAACAUACUUUGUAUAUGAUUUGCAUUAAAAUGUGUGCUGCCA
Protopterus annectens (West African lungfish) is the source of this 5487-nucleotide messenger RNA. It is a transcript of the gene GAK, whose product is annotated as cyclin G associated kinase. Gene Ontology annotation, molecular function: ATP binding; AP-2 adaptor complex binding; protein serine/threonine kinase activity. The record is from RefSeq and is a predicted model, not a curated record. The coding region runs from base 224 to 4204 and encodes 1326 amino acids. Lineage: Eukaryota; Metazoa; Chordata; Ceratodontiformes; Protopteridae. Gene Ontology annotation, cellular component: cytoplasm. Gene Ontology annotation, biological process: regulation of clathrin-dependent endocytosis; positive regulation of Notch signaling pathway; protein phosphorylation. The transcript is spliced from 28 exons.